Annulohypoxylon truncatum is the source of this 5193-nucleotide messenger RNA. RefSeq names its product lysophospholipase NTE1. Bases 251 to 4840 code for a protein of 1529 amino acids. Gene Ontology annotation, molecular function: phosphatidylcholine lysophospholipase A1 activity. Gene Ontology annotation, cellular component: endoplasmic reticulum. The record is from RefSeq and is a predicted model, not a curated record. Lineage: Eukaryota; Fungi; Ascomycota; Sordariomycetes; Xylariales; Hypoxylaceae. Gene Ontology annotation, biological process: lipid metabolic process. The transcript is spliced from 3 exons.
CCACCAAGCUGCACAUGUCUCGGAGUUUUCUCUCCUGAAUGUUUUUAUAUCUACUCGUCGAACCAGCCCAAAUGUCUCUGGCGCCGCACAUUCACUGGAAACACUUUUCCAGCUUCAGCCAGACGGUAGACAGAGCCUGUACUUGGCUUUUCUAUCGUUCAGGAGGAUGAUUUUCUCGGAUAUGACCCAUAUACUGCAGCUAUUAAAUACAACCUGAAUAGACCGUGUAUCUCUCACCUCACGUACGGUCAUGGAUCAGUCCACCACUACCAGCGUCGAGAUGGCCGUCUCCCAGGCCGUCUCGAGCAUCGCGAAUAGCUCUUCAGCUACUAUCACGUCUGCCGUUACGCGAGUAGACGAUGUUGCUCGCUCUCAGGGUUCCUCUUCGUGGCUCGGGCUCAUUGCCCGAUUCGUUCUUUUUAUACUUCAUAUCCUCUCGUCAAUAUUGUACUGGAGUCUUAAACUCACCACAAUAUCUGUGCCAACGUUGCUUUUCACACUAUUCUCUACCACUUGGACAGUGACCAUGAAUGCUACAACUUUGGCUCUGAUAUUGUUACUCAUGGCCUCUGCAGUCACCUGGGUUGUAAGAUAUCGCUACUUAAACAUGUACUCUCGCCUCCCCCCAGAACCACAGCGCAAAGAACCCGAACUAGAUCUCUUCCCUGAUGGCCACGAGGAAGGGGCCAAACCUGGUCUCACUAAUUAUUUAGAUGAAUUCCUAAGUGCUAUCAAGAUUUUCGGGUACCUAGAGCGUCCUGUGUUUCACGAGUUGACUAGGAGUAUGCAGACUAGAAAGCUAAUCGCGGGAGAGACGCUGAACCUGGAGGAGGAAAAGGGAUUCUGCCUCGUUGUAGAUGGGCUUGUGGAGAUAUUUGUCAAGUCCUCUAACCCUAACCAUUCAUCCCGAUCUUCUGCGCCUCGUGAAAGCUCAAUGAACUCUUCUUUCUCCGAAGAUGAGCAGUCUAUCCCUGGCCAACAACGGUACCAGCUGCUGACCGAAGUCCGAAAUGGGAACCCCAUGUCAUCCCUUUUCUCAAUAAUGUCACUAUUUACGGAAGAUGUCAAGCUCAAGCUACCAUCUGAAGAUGCUCUAGAACCGGGCGGUACCAACGAGCAUUCUAGUCAUCAACAUUUGUCUAGUACUACCUUUGCUCGCCAACACGAUAUGCCAGUUUUCUUAACUGAAGCUGCGGAUCCUGACCGGGCCCAUAGAGGGUCCGUAGCGGCCUAUGAAUCUGAGGUUACAGCACCCUCUUCUCCAAGCCAAACCACUUUACCAAGGAUCCCUCCUAUUUCCUUGGACGAUUCACCAAUGCCUCGGAAGCCCCAUCGUCCUGUUCCAAAACGGACCGCCACAUCUGUUCAUCCCGAUAUUAUUGCCAGGGCAACAGUCGAUACAACGAUUGCGAUAAUACCUGCAAGUGCAUUUCGUCGGUUAAUUCGAGUGUACCCCAAAGCCACAGCUCACAUAGUUCAUGUGAUCUUAUCUAGAUUUCAGCGCGUCACUCUCGCUACUGCAUACAACUAUCUCGGCUUAACCAACGAGGUUCUUCACACAGAGAAGAAUAUGAUUCAUUAUACGACUUGCCAACUACCAAACAUACUCAGAGGCGACGCUUUGGAACGUUUGAAGGAGAAAUUCAAGCAGGAGAGGGAGAGGGCUGGCGAAGAGGAAAGCGGCAAAGGAAUUGCUCUGCAUAAUGCCUCAGCGACGGCUCGCCGUCGUAGUUCGUCGACAAGCCUGCGUAAGGAAGCCGCGUUACAAGCAAUGAGCCGCGCGCGCCCUCAGUCCGUAGUGGCUUCUACAAUCGUACCCCCACAAGAGCGCUUGUCGAUCCACACUCCUAGCCCAGGCGAUUUACUGGCUAACGUCCAGAUAGCUCGUGGUGGAGGGUCGUCUGGCACCUUAGAGAUACCAAUCACAGAUCACUUCCCGCCAUCGGAUAUAUUCCGAAAGGCCGAUGCGAGUCCCCUAGGUCAACGUGCUUUCAACCCUUUCUCGACACAGAAGCGAGCUCGUUUGUCAAUUGACCCUCGCGAGUCUGUCGACGAGGACAACCUAUUCAGAGUAUCCGUACUAGAAUGCGUUUUCAAGGCCUUGGGCAUGAGCAGCGGAGGAUCAUCGUCCAGAGGUCCGGGAUCCACAGAAGGGUCUCCGAGAUUAGUUUCCUAUGACCAAAGGCGACAGAAGGCCGUCUUCAGCAGCAACGCGUUUGGGUUUAUGGACCCUUUUGACGGCGCGACGGACUGGGACGCCGAAUCGAUGACUUCUGGAGGUAUCUCGAUGAGUACGCCGAACCCACAGUUUCUUGCCUCGGAGAUGAAGCAUGACGUCGAAAUCGUGUUCUUCCGUCAAGGCUCUGUUUUGGUUGAGCAGGGCGAACGGAGCCCAGGGCUUUACUAUGUCAUUGAUGGGUUUCUCGAUAUAUGUGUUCCUCUAGAAGAUUCGGGAAGUAAUAUCCUAAGCUCUUCGAGCAGGACAUCAACUAGCGCAAUGCACAGAGCGGAAUCCCAGGAAGCUCGGCGGUCGUCACCUCUUGGCCAGGCUAAAGAUUCUGCUCGCAACAGAGGUACUCCCAACGGAAAACCGAAUACCAAACUAGAUCGUCGUCGUGUAGGGCUCGUGAAACCAGGCGGCCUCGCGGGUUAUAUCGGCACUGUCUCGUCAUAUAGAUCAUUCAUCGACGUAGUUGCGAAGACGGACGUAUAUGUUGGCUUCAUCCCUCGCUCGACUCUGGAGAAGAUCGUAGAGAGAUAUCCAAUCGUGCUCCUGACAAUGGCAAAAAGACUGACCAGUCUACUUCCCAAGCUUAUCCUUCACAUCGACUUUGCCCUUGAGUGGGUGCAAGUCAACGCAGGACAAGUCCUAUUCCACAAAGACGAAGAGAGUGAAGCUAUCUAUCUCGUCCUCAAUGGGAGAUUGCGUUUAGUAGAAGAUCGCAGAGAUGGGGGGAUGAAUGUCCGCGCAGAAUUUGGUCAAGGCGACAGUGUUGGUGAACUAGAAGUUAUGACCGAGUCCACUCGUUCCGGAACCUUACAUGCCAUUCGUGCUACGGAGCUCGUUAAAUUUCCCCGUACCUUGUUUAACAGCCUUGCUCAGGAGCAUCCUAACAUCACGAUCAAAAUCUCAAAGAUAAUCGCAGCUCGAAUGCGAUUGCUCGUCGACGAUCCAUCCAACCUCAUGGGUAAAGAUGCUACUGCCGGCACAUCCAUCAACAAGAUUUCGUCAACACUAAACAUCAGGACCGUAGCCAUCCUCCCGGUUAGAGCUGGCAUCCCCGUGGUUGAGUUCGGAAACCGCUUGAUGAACGCUCUUACGCAAGUUGGCACGCCAAAUGGUGCCACGUCCCUCAACCAAGCCGCAAUUCUCAGCCAUCUCGGCAAACACGCUUUCAACAAAAUGGGCAACUUGAAGCUGUCUCAUUACCUUGCUGAUUUAGAAGAGAAGUACGGGUUGGUUGUUUAUGUUGCCGACACGAGUGUGACUUCACCUUGGACCCAAACUUGUAUCACGCAAGCCGAUUGUAUUCUUCUUGUAGGCCUAGCCGAAGGGUCUCCCGAGAUAGGCGAAUACGAACGAUUCAUGCUUGGCAUGAAGUCAACCGCGCGUAAAACAUUAGUUCUCCUUCACGCUGACCGAUACUCUCCACCGGGCCUGACAAGAGCUUGGUUGAGAAACCGCGUCUGGAUUAAUGGUGGUCAUUAUCAUCUCCAGAUGGCUUUCGGGGCAAACACGGUCACCUCGCAUCCACCGGCCAGAAAGGGUGGACCUACUCUAAAGGAGCGUGUACAGAUUCUGCAGGCUGAGAUACAGAAGUAUACAGUCCAGAAGAUACGACAAAGACCUUAUUACUCGCCCGACGCUCCCUAUAAAGGGGACUUCCAGAGGCUUGCAAGAAGACUUUGUGGCAAGUCAAUUGGCCUUGUCCUCGGAGGAGGCGGCGCCCGAGGUAUUGCGCAGAUUGGUAUUAUCAAAGCCUUGGAAGAGGCUGGUAUUCCCAUCGACAUCGUCGGAGGCACGUCCAUUGGAUCGUUCAUUGGGGCUCUCUAUGCGCGUCAUGCUGAUAUAGUGCCCAUGUUUGGUCUAGCUAAGAAAUUCGCUGGAAGGAUGGCAAGCAUGUGGCGCUUCGCGCUGGACCUGACAUACCCAUCCGCCUCCUACACUACCGGUCAUGAAUUCAACCGCGGAAUCUUUAAGACUUUCGGUAAGCACCAAAUUGAAGACUUCUGGCUGGAAUACUAUUGCAACACUACGAAUAUCAGCAAGAGCCGACCCGAAAUCCACACCAGUGGAUAUGCGUGGAGAUAUGUACGAGCGUCUAUGUCGUUGGCCGGUUUGCUUCCGCCACUGUGCGAUGAAGGCAGUAUGCUCUUGGACGGUGGAUACAUCGACAAUCUUACCGUGUCUCACAUGAAGUCUCUCGGUGCUUCCGUCAUUUUUGCCAUCGACGUAGGAUCUUUGGACGACAAUACACCUCAAGGCUACGGAGAUUCUCUCUCGGGCGUUUGGGCAUUCUUCAACAGAUGGAAUCCUUUUUCAAGCAUUCCAAACCCUCCUACUUUAGCGGAAAUUCAAGCUCGAUUAGCCUACGUGUCCAGCGUAGACGCCUUAGAGCGGGCGAAGAUGACUCCAGGAUGCAUAUACAUGCGCCCACCAAUCGACGAAUACGGGACUCUAGACUUCGGGAAAUUUGAUGAGAUUUAUGGAUUAGGCUACAAGUUUGGCAAGGAAUUCCUCGACCGCUUGAAGGAAGAAGGCGUGCUUCCGUUAGUCGAGGAGACCGAGGCGAAAAAGGCACUGAGGAGGACGAUGGCGCCACGUCGUGCAAGUAUAUAGGCACUAAUAGUAAGGGUAAUUCGUAAUAUCACCGUCGAUGUACGUGUCGGCUCGUCACACUGGAACUAUACAUUAUUGGUACAUCUCUUAAUGGUGAUAAGAUAUGAAAAGCGAAGCGAAGGCCUUUUAUUCUGUCUAUUAUACAUACAUGGCACAUGAUAUUCGAUUGCUCGUGGUGGAGAAGUUAGCAAGGUGGUGGGAAGAUCUACAUCCUCAUAGCGGCAUUAUUGCAUCUUCCGACGACCGCGCUCUCUUUCAGGCUAUAUAAACAAUUUCUCGCAAUACUCUUAAUUGUAAUUAUAUAAACACAUAUGCUACCCCGCGUGCUCUUAAGCCAUCAACAGACAAGCUAU